This is a messenger RNA of Gloeophyllum trabeum ATCC 11539, 171 nucleotides long. RefSeq lists its product as uncharacterized. The record is from RefSeq and is a predicted model, not a curated record. Lineage: Eukaryota; Fungi; Basidiomycota; Agaricomycetes; Gloeophyllales; Gloeophyllaceae. The coding region runs from base 1 to 171 and encodes 56 amino acids. The transcript has 2 exons.
AUGGCCAGCAUCAAGUCCCAGUCGACGACUCAGAGUACCCAGCUCAAGAAACGGCCUCUGAGUAGCUACAUCUGGGAUACUUGGGAUAAAUCUCCCGAGGAGAGACGGUUCCUCACGAAGUUGGACGCUUGCCUGCUUUCGUACGCGGCUCUGUCGUACUUCAGCAAAUAA